CAGGGCCCAUACUACGGUGCCAUCGCUCUCGCUCUCUCUCUCUCUCUCUCUCUCCAGACUCCACGACUCCACCGCUCCUCUGUCCUCUCCCCACCACCUCCUUGUAUCUCUCCUCCCCUUCUGGCCGACGAAACCCUACGCGCGCGCGCUGCCAAGCCCUCGCCGCCGACGCCUACUCCGACUCCGACGCCGCAGUAGUGAUGUACGCCGACAGGUCCUCGGGCAGGAAACGCUCUGUAAUGGACCGCCUCGGGUCGGGCGGCGGCUCGCGCUCGCGGUCCGACGACGCAAAAAGGUUUUGCCAGGAUGAUGGGACAUGGAGACGUGAGCUUUAUAAGGAUUCUAGAGGAACUCAGACUUCAUGUUGUUGCUUCUACUGUGUAUGUUUUAGCUGAACCUACUUCCAGAAAUCUGGAAUCGAACAAAAAAUCCCAAGUGCAGCAAAAGGUUGUGAAGAAAUUACCAGUUUCAGAUCUUCGUGGAAAGUUAUCUGGUGUCGCGAGCCAGCGCCCUCAACUUAGCAGUACUGUUCAGGUCCCAAAACCUGUAAAAGAGGUUAUUAAGAGCAACAAACCUGUUCAAAAGAGAGACCCCGCUCCAACUACUGCCCCUCCUGACAUCAAGAAACCCAGUGCACCUGCACCUGUACCAGCACCAUCUGCAUUACCAAAGCAAUCCCAGAACAAGAUUGAUGCUUCGCUUGACAGUUUACUGAAGUCUCUUGAUCUAGAGAAGUAUUUGAUAAAUUUCCAGGCUGAAGAGGCACGUUCGAUAUAUGUUGCAAUUUUGUAUUGUGGGUGUGACUGGGUCCCAGGAAAAAGAUACUAUCAGCAUUGGCUCACAGAAAGAACAAGUCUUCGAAGUCAUUGCCUACCAGUACCAGUUGAGGCAUCUUUAAGCUUGUGUGGUAGCUAGACAACUUGUUGAUCUUGGAUAUGUGCAAGUGCAUCAUCGACCUGCAGAGUUAACUCCACUGACGAGCAAGAUUCCUAUCCAUCAAGGCUGAUGCGGUGUAUAAGUAGAGAACUCCGUGAUGUUGGUAGUUGAAGGCAACCAACUGAUUGUUGAUGUCCCUCCUAUUCUGUGAUCUCCGGAAUAUUUGUUGAUCAUUGGGUGUUAAUUCAUGAUGAUGCCUUGGGGAUUGUUUCCCCUUGUCCGGCAAACCCAA
Molecule: messenger RNA, 1168 nt
Organism: Zea mays
Lineage: Eukaryota; Viridiplantae; Streptophyta; Magnoliopsida; Poales; Poaceae
Exons: 5
Coding region: 307-915 (202 amino acids)
Molecular function (GO): protein binding
Source: RefSeq, a predicted model, not a curated record